Messenger RNA from Penicillium riverlandense, 423 nucleotides. Its product is annotated as 60S ribosomal protein uL14. Gene Ontology annotation, cellular component: cytosolic large ribosomal subunit; ribosome. Bases 1 to 423 code for a protein of 140 amino acids. Gene Ontology annotation, biological process: translation. The record is from RefSeq and is a predicted model, not a curated record. The transcript has 4 exons. NCBI's taxonomy places the organism in Eukaryota, Fungi, Ascomycota, Eurotiomycetes, Eurotiales, Aspergillaceae. Gene Ontology annotation, molecular function: large ribosomal subunit rRNA binding; structural constituent of ribosome.
AUGUCUAAGAGAGGUCGUGGCGGUGCCGCCGGCAACAAGCUGAAGAUGACUCUCGGUCUGCCUACUGGCGCCGUGAUGAACUGCUGCGACAACUCGGGUGCGCGCAACCUGUACAUCGUCUCGGUGAAGGGCAUCGGUGCUCGCCUGAACCGCCUCCCCGCUGCCGGUGUCGGAGACAUGGUCAUGGCGACCGUCAAGAAGGGAAAGCCCGAGCUCCGCAAGAAGGUCAUGCCCGCUGUCGUCGUCCGCCAGAGCAAGCCCUGGCGCCGUCCCGACGGCAUCUACCUCUACUUCGAGGACAAUGCCGGUGUGAUCGUCAACGCCAAGGGUGAGAUGAAGGGAUCGGCCAUCACUGGUCCGGUUGGUAAGGAGGCUGCUGAGCUUUGGCCCCGUAUCGCCUCCAACUCCGGUGUCGUCAUGUAA